Messenger RNA from Pelobates cultripes (western spadefoot toad), 3226 nucleotides. Lineage: Eukaryota; Metazoa; Chordata; Amphibia; Anura; Pelobatidae. The record is from the annotation of a GenBank genome assembly.
AGGAUGUCUUCACCUAAUCUCACUGCAUCUCCCCCAAAACAUGUCCCAGAUAGUGAGGAGACAAAGCCCGAAGACACUGAAGACAGUGAAACAUGUGAUGUCCAAGAACCCGAAGAGCAAAAUUUCACAUUCCCGACACCCAUUAACCACAUUGAUGAAGUGUGGUCAAAUAUCUACGUGGGAGACAAGUAAGUAAAAGUACACAACACACUGCACACUGACCUACAAGAGGAUGAUAAAAUGUGACAAGCAAUAUAAUAAGUUUGUUGUACUUACAGCAGCAAGUUAACAUUUCUAGAUUGUAGCAGUCUUCAGUAUAAAAUUCUUUUAACUAAGGUUCAGGACGUGGGUUACUACGAUUCAAUGCAAAUUCCCUUUUCCUUAAUAUUAAGGUUUAGUAUAUAGGCUAUUCAAUAUGAAUAUUCUGGCUUACCUUGGUUAGGCAAUAUUUUCCUUUUCUCAUACAGACAUAUAACCAGAGGGGCAUCUGAGUUGUAAUAAACUAAUUUCAGUAGGUAUUUGCUUACUUUACAUCUUUUACAAAAAGAGUGCUGGAAGAACAUGUUUAUUAAGAUAUUUAGGGCAAUUUUGAGUAUUUUACAGAUACAUUUAGAUUAUUUAGUUGAAUGGGUUGUUAUGUUCCUGGAACAGGGAAUGGGUUGCAACUGGAUGAAACCCUGCUAUUCCCUUAAUUAUGCUAAUUUACUAAUAUCUCCAGAACAUGAAUAUGAGAUAAGUGUUUCAAUGUCAGCUGUGUUGUAUUACGUCUUUAGUUAUAAUUUAAUUAAAAAUUAAAAUUUCUCAAUGUACAGAGAAGCAGCCAAAGACACAGCCCUCCUACAAGACCUAAACAUUACUCAUAUUUUGAAUGCCGCUGAAGGUGAUGUGAAUAACCAAGUGGACAGCACAACAUACGAUGAUCUAUCCAUCAGAUACAAAGGCUUUAUGAUUCUUAAUGAACCACGCUUUAACAUCAGGCCCUACCUAGAAGAUGGUGCCCUGUUCAUAAAUGAAGGAUUGUCCUCUGGUGGUAGGUAAUCAUGUCUGGUAGAAAAAAUAUAAACAGCAAGACUUCCCAGUCCACCACAGAUUUAGCAGAGAUUUGGCAUUAUUCACACAUAGGGCUUUAUUUUACUUACUGUCUGUGAUAUGGAUUCUCACAAAAACAAAACAAAAAGAAAGAACAAUUAAAUAACUUAUGGGUCUGGUGCACAGUAGGUAUAAAGACUCCAGGUAUAUAUUUCUUAGAGAAACCUUGCAGCAAACCCAUUUACCGCUAAAAUUAUUAUUAAUUUUCUCGCAUGUAGUCAGCAGACAAACAACAAAAAAUGUAUGAAAAGGAAAUAGAUGAAGUAUUUGUAAACAAAUGAGAAAAACCUGUUCCUACCUUUAGUGUAUGACAGGAUCCUUCAACUUUAUACAUGCACCUUGGGUCAGACAGUGAAAGCCAACAGUUGAAGGAUUUAGAUAGACUGGGGGACUGGGCACUCAAAUGGCAGAUGAAAUUUAAUGUUGAAAAAUGCAAAGUUAUGCACUUCGGCGUAAAGAAUACACAAGCAAUGGAAAAGGACUUUGGGAAUUGUUAUAGACAACAAACUAUGCAACAAUGUGCAAUGUCAAUCAGCAGUGGCCAAGGCCAGUAAGGUAUUGUCAUGCAUGAAAAAGGGCAUUCAUUCUCGGGACAAGAAUAUAAUUUUGCCUCUUUAUAAAUCACUGGUAAGACCCCAUAUUGAAUAUGCUGUGCAAUUUGGGGCACCUGUUCUAAAGAAGGAUAUUAUGGCACUAGAAAAAGUGCAGAGGCGGGCUACAAAAUUAAUAAAAGGAAUGGAACAUAUCGGCUAUGAAGAAAGGUUAACAAAUUUAAACCUAUUUGGUUUAGAAAAACGUCGCCUGAGAGGGGAUAUGAUAACAUUAUACAAAUAUAUUCGGGGCCAAUACAAACCAUUGUGUGGAAAUCUAUUCACAAACCGGACUUUACAUAGGACACGAGGCCAUGCAUUUAGACAGGAAGAAAGAAGAUUUCGUCUAAGGCAAAGGAAAGGUUUUUUUACUGUAAGAACAAUCAGGAUGUGAAAUUCUCUGCCUGAAGAAGUGGUUUUAUCAGAGUCCAUACAGAUGUUCAAACGGCUACUAAAUGCAUACUUGCAAGAACAGAAUAUUCAAGGAUAUAAUCUUUCAAUGUAGGGUAAUAACUGCUUGAUCCAAGGACAAAUCUGACUGCCAUUCUGGGGUCAAGAAGGAAUUUUUUUCCUAGCUUGUUGCAAAAUUGUGCUUCAAACUGGUUUUUUUUGCCUUCUUUUGGAUCAACAGCAAAAAACAAAUGUGAGGUAGGCUGAACUUGAUGGACGCAAGUCUCUUUUCAGCUAUGUAACUAUGUAACUAUGUAACAGUUAGUCUCUAUGGUCUUCCCUGAUUCUAUGCAGGGAGUGAAGCAGAGAAGACCAUAGAGACUAACUCAGUGUUAUUCACAAAAGUGAGAAUUAUAAGGAAUUCAACGUGAAUUUCAAAUUUCAUGCCAAAAUAGUCAAACUGAACACAGAGUUGAAUUGGAGAAUUUUUCCAAUUUUAACAUAUUUGCCUAACUUUUGAAAUUCACUUUGAAUUCAUGAAUUCAAUAACCCUGUAAAGGUCGACUUUCAAACACUGUCUGACCAAACCUGCAUGUAUAUGGCUGCAGGAUCCUGACAUAUUCUACAGAUAUGGAUGGGUUUUUUCCUAAUUUUAAUUACACAUACUUUAUUAAAAAAUCUAUCUAGUUUUCAGUUUAAACUUGCUAAAAAGGAUCAUCAUAUUACAAAACAGUUUUGAGGUGACAGUUGGCCUUAAAAUGAGGGGAUCUUGUCUCUCAUGAACAUAUGGGGUUGGGAUGCAAUAAAAUCAUCGCAAAAAAAAUAAACCCACGUAAAUCAAAAACAUUUUUUUUUUAAUGUAAUGUUAAUAUUACUGACAAUUCUUGUUCUUUGCAGGCAAAAUUCUGGUUUUCUGUCCAAAAGGUGUCAGCCGAGCAGUAGUUUUUGUACUUGCUUACUUGAUGUUGCACCAGAACAUGAAGCUCAAAGAUGCCGUCAGUACAAUUAUCCUUCAUCGUACUAUUAGUCCUAACUGUGGCUUCUUGAAUCAGCUCCUUCAACUAGAAAAGGAGCUUGCUCGUCAGAGGACCUGUCAAAAUGCCUCAUGUAGAGAAGGAAAUUGCUCACCAGAGUGCCCGUCAAAACGCCUUACGUAG